Molecule: messenger RNA, 980 nt
Organism: Myotis davidii
Lineage: Eukaryota; Metazoa; Chordata; Mammalia; Chiroptera; Vespertilionidae
Gene: LRCOL1
Product: leucine-rich colipase like 1
Exons: 6
Coding region: 371-850 (159 amino acids)
Biological process (GO): lipid catabolic process; digestion
Cellular component (GO): extracellular region
Molecular function (GO): enzyme activator activity
Source: RefSeq, a predicted model, not a curated record
AGGCCACACGAUUCACAGGGGGCAGGUUUGGCUUCUCAGGCUGGUCCUGUGCUGGAAAUGGGGCAGAACCAGGGAGGCUUCGGUCACUGGCCAGCACUGGCCUUCCGGCCAUUGAUGUGGUUGGCUCCCGGGGAUUUGUGUGGGCCGGAGGUCUCCUGUCCAGGGGACCGGACACUGCCCCCGGUCUCUUGGGCGGAUGAUGAAAGACGCCCUCUCGGUUGGAAGGCGGGGGCGGGACACAGGAAGGAGGGUUGAGAGGUGACCCAGUGAUUCAGCCACAGCUCGGCCCUGGGUGACUCCACCGUCCGACCUGGCUGGUCCCUCUUCUCCGCAGUCGAGCAGGUGGACGGAGACAAAAGGCCGCCGCCCGAUGGCGCUCGCCGGGUGCCUGCUGCUGCCGCUGCUGCUGCUCUGGGCGCGGCCAGGGUCCUCGGUGACGGUAGAGCCUGACCACCUGGUUCUGUCCCAUAAGGGGAUCGGGGACACCUGUGAAGAAAACGUGGAAUGCCAGACCGAUUGCUGUGUCACCAACAGCCUGAACCCCCAGAAGUUCUGCACGUCCCAGACCAUCUUCCUGCAGUGCCUGUCCUGGCGGAAGCCCAACGGCUACUCGUGCACCGACAAGAAGGAGUGUAAGAGCAACUGCUGCGUCACCAACAACUACAACCCCUCCAAGUUCUGCACACCCCGCACCAUCUUCUCCCAGUGCGUGCAGUGGCUCAAGCCCAACCACGACCACUGCAUGCACCACAAGGAGUGCCGCAGCCUGUGCUGCAUCCGCCUGACCGAGGCCAGCUCCCCGCGCUGCGUGCCUCGCAACGGGCUCCUGGCGCACUGCCUGCCCCCGUGACGCGCACAGGAUCUGUGUGUGGUGGCCCGGACUCGCCGACUGCCCCUCAGCAGGAGCCCCCCGGCCACGUGACCGCCUUCUGGGGCCUGCAGCUCAGUGACUCCACCAAUAAACCACUGACGCAGCCCAA